AAAGUUUUCACACUCACACACAUACAACGAAUGCGUCGCGUGCUGCCCGUUCCCCAUCCCUAAAGACCCCUUGCCCCCCUCUCCCGGUAAUCCAUUCCACUCCUCAUCAAGCAACUUUUGUGCUUUUACUGUGUAAAUUAAUAACGAUAAUUCGAGUUCGAGUGUUUGAAAGUUCACUGAUAGGACAAAUCGUUUCAUAAUUCUCAAUAUCAAUAUUAAAUUUUUGUGAAAAAAACGCGGCGUUUCCAUUUUGUGAACGCAAUUGAAAACGUUUCGUAUUGGCCGGAAGACAAAGAGAUAUCGGCCCCGUUAAGAUUUCGGUCGUUGGCGGUGGUCAGAGAGGCUCGAAAAUUUGGCGUCGCGAGCGUAUCGAAAUGACCAAUGAUCCGGACUUAGAUGAUUGUGCAUUUCUAUCAGGUGGCGAAUCGAGCGGUGGCCGCCAGACGCGCACCGGAGUCGCUGUAUGCUCGCAGCGUCGGGCCCUUCUUGUUGCCGGUAUCGUCCUUGGAUCCCUACUCCUGACAGCCAUUAUCAUUGCCUACGCUGGACCGCAAAAUGACUGUUCCUGUACGGGUAAAACGACAUCUGGCCAUGAAACGGAUGAAGAGAACAACACACAGCCCUUCAAUCCGAUUGCAACAAAUGGGGAGCCCUUCCCUUGGCUGGAGAAGACGCUGCCAACCAGUGUGCGUCCCAUGCGAUACAUGGUGACAAUACACCCCAAUCUGACGACGCUGGACGUGAAAGGUCAAGUAACCAUCGAUCUGCAUGUGGAGAAGGAGACCAACUUCAUUGUGCUUCACAUUCAGGAUUUGAAUGUCACCGAGAAGGCACUUGUGACCCCUGGACCCAAGGGCUAUGCAUUGAAAAUUAUCAAGGUAUUGGAGUUUCCGCCGCGUCAGCAACUUUAUAUUGAGGUGAAAGAGAAGCUGAAAAAGAAAUCCAAUUAUACAUUAAAUUUGCGUUGGUAUUCGAAACUAAAUCCCGAGCCGGAAGGUUUCUAUGUGGAUCAAUAUGAGAGCUCCAAUGGCUUGGAACGAUUACUGGCAGCUACUGUAUUUAGACCGAAUGGUGCAAGAAGGGCCUUUCCGUGUUUCGAUGAGCCGCAUGUACGGGCUCCGUUUCGCGUUUCCGUAUUCCGUGAUCGUUUCCAUAUAGGCCUAUCCAAUUCUAUAGUUCACACCACGGAGGAUGUAGGAUUCUAUAUGGGUACAGGUCUGUUGCGUGACGACUUCAUUGAGACACCGCCAUUGCCAGCCGAUGCUGUUGCCUGGGUGGUAAGUGACUUCCAAAGGGAAUCGUUGCAACCCUCCGCCGCCUAUAUACCCACCACAGUGGCACCAGCCACUGCAGCCGGAGGCAAGAAAUCAGCCCAAUUGAACAAUUUCACUCAGAUGAAGAGCAAAAAUCCUCCGGUCCGUAAUAUCACUGCCUUGACCCACUCGUUGAAUGUGAAUCUAACGCCGCGACAGAAUGCUAGCCUCCUGGCCAUGAUGACAACGGCAUUGCCUGUGAUUAUCAAUGGACAUAGCAAUGGGAAGCCAUCGAAUCUUACAGCAUUAUCACAAUCCACCAGCUCAUCCAUCAAGCGAGCACCCUCGUAUACGUUUUAUGCUCCAAGAGAUCUGCUAACACGCUCUUCGUUUAUUCUGCACACCUCACGAGAUGUCUUGGAAUAUCUUCAAACUUGGCUGGACAUCAGUUAUCCUCUGACUAAAGUGGACUUUGUGGCUUUGCCCUCGCUGGAUCGGAAUCUAAUAUCGUCAUUGGGUCUGGUGACGUUAAAGACGUCUUUUCUGACAGAUCCCAAGUCGAUUACCUCGGAACAAUAUCAGUUUAGUGCUUUGCGCAUUGCCGAGGCUAUGGUCCGUCAGUUCUUUGGAGGAAUUACCUCACGUAAGGUUCUAAAGGAUGUCUGGCUAUGGGAAGGACUUAUCCAGUACCUGGGAAUACAUGCGUUGGCCCCGCUUCAAGAGAGUUGGCCGCUGCGUGAAAUGUAUUUGCUUAAGAUGGCCACAGCUGCCCUAGAUAUCGAUGCCAUUCAGGGUUGGGAUAGCAUCAUGAAUGGCACCAGUCACGAUGGCAACAACGAGGAGUUCUUUGUACAGAAAACAGCUGCCAUCUUCUCCAUGCUGCACACGGCCAUAGGCGAGGAUCGUUUCCGUGGAUGUUUGGGUAGCUUCCUCAAGAUGAAUCGCUUUAAGACUGCCGAACCGACAGAUUUGUGGACCAUUUGCACUAAGAAAGCCAACGGAUCAAAGAAUAUCAAGGACAUGAUGACACUGUGGACACAUCAGCCGGGUUUCCCACUGCUUACUGUCACCAAAAUGGGCAAUAGUAUAUCCAUAUCUCAGCGUCCAUUCAGGCCAGCCGAAUUCCUGGCCAUUCACGAUGAAUCGUACGAUGGUAAUAACUAUAACAAGACCACAGUAAAUGCCACUGAUAUACCCAGCACAGUGGCACCAUCAUCUCAUGGGAAUAAGCACAAGGCUGUGCCCCAUAUGAAAUGGAUCUUUCCGGUUACCUAUGUCACCGAUAUCAAUAAUGUGAGUGAGACUCUCUGGAUGCAGAAUGUCGAUGUUACAUUUAAUGUGCCAGAGAAUGUCAAGUGGAUUAAAGUGAAUGCCAUACAAAAUGGUUACUAUCGCGUUGUAUAUAACGAUGAUAACUAUGCUAAUCUAAUCGAGGAGCUUGCCAACAAUCCCAAACGGUUUAGCAGUGAGGAUCGACUUGGACUACUCUCAGAUGCUUUUACUUUGUGCCAUGCAAAUCUAUUGCCCUGUGAGAUUACAAUGAAUAUGAUACAAUAUUUGCCCAGUGAAAGACAUUAUGGUCCCAUGGCGUUGGCAGUGCGUCAUUUGGAGAAAUGGCGACGCAUAUUAAAGUAUUCGGAAUGUUUUCUGAUGCUAAGUGAAUUCAUUAAAAUGAAAAUAACCACGGUUAUGGAGAAAGUCGGCUGGAUAGACGAAGGAGAUGUGGCCACAAGACUCAUGCGCCCCGAAGUGCUGCUGGCCUCGGUAUUGUGGGAGGAUAUUGAUAGCAUAUCGAAAGCUAAAAAUAUGUUGAAUCAAUAUCUGUAUUACAAUGGCUCGGCCAUAGCACCCAAUCUAAGAGAGGUGGUCUAUACGGGUUCGAUUCUUUCGGGUGAAUAUAUUUAUUGGCAACAUUGCUGGGAACGAUUUGUCAUCCUUCAACGGACCUCCGAGACUUUUGUGGAGCGUAUGCAACUAUUACGGGCUUUGGGAAGAACCAAAGAUGCUUGGCUUCAAAAUCGUUUGCUCUCGCACGUAACCAUGCUGCCCACCGAGGAGGUCGUUCAGGUGCUUAAGGCCAUUGCAGGCACACCCACAGGAGGCGCCAUGGCCUGUCGUUUUCUUCAGGCCAAAUGGUUUGAGCUGGAGAAACGUCUGGGUGCUGGUACCAUAAGUUUCGCCAAAGUGAUAUCGGCCAUAACGCAAUAUGGCGCCACAAAGUUCGAUUACGAUGAGCUAAAAUCGUUGGUUCAUCGAUUCGGACGCGGUCCGGGAAUGUCGGUUCUGAAUAUGACGCUAAGCAGCGUUGCUUCCAAUGUUGAAUGGGUGGCCCGAUCACAGACAUCGCUAUAUAAAUGGGUGGAAAGCAAUUUACAUUCACAUCGAUAAAUAUCCAAAUGCUUACGGACUAAUUCUGUAUCUCUCGUUUUCAACUCAUUUUGUAAUUAUGUUCCUUGGAAA
Messenger RNA from Drosophila willistoni, 3713 nucleotides. Its product is annotated as endoplasmic reticulum aminopeptidase 2. The record is from RefSeq and is a predicted model, not a curated record. The transcript is spliced from 13 exons. Gene Ontology annotation, biological process: proteolysis; peptide catabolic process. Bases 375 to 3641 code for a protein of 1088 amino acids. Gene Ontology annotation, molecular function: zinc ion binding; metalloaminopeptidase activity; peptide binding. Gene Ontology annotation, cellular component: cytoplasm. Lineage: Eukaryota; Metazoa; Arthropoda; Insecta; Diptera; Drosophilidae.